GACCUCAGCCCGGCGCACGUCGUCUGCUACGAGAACUACUGGCUGGAGGAGCCGGCCCACCUGCCCCCAGAGGUGCAGCGCUUCUGCGAGCGGCGGCUGCCCUCCGCCGCCCCGCGGCCCCCGCCGCCGCGCGGUUCCCGCGGUGGCGGCGCGGGCGAGUGCUCGCCCCCCGAGGCGCUGCUCGUCGACUCGGGCAUCGCGUGGACCUCGAGGCGGUUUCAGGAGACGGCGGAUGGCCACGAGCUCCGCUGGAGCGUGGUGUCCUCGUCCACCCCGCCGAAAGACUACUGCACCACGCCGUCGGGCUUCAACGACAGCUGUGCCUUUGUCUGGGAGGAGGCCGAGAAGGCCGUCGACGAGGCCGCCGAGAGCGACUGCCCGGGCGCGGACGAGUCGCCGCCCUCGGGCGCGCCCAGCCCGAGGCAUGGCACCACGCCGCAGCGCCGCAGCAGGCUCGCGCCGCCGGAGGCGCCGCAGCGGCACGCCAGGUGCGUGGUCCUCCUGAUAGAAAUGGAGCUGAUGGGGCUGUCGCCGGACGCCCGCUGCGUCGCGGCCACGGAGGAGCGCCUCACGCUGCGCGCCUGGCUGCAGAGGCAGGACCGCACCUUCUCGGACGCCGCCGACGUGUUCGGCUCGCUGAUCCUCAGCGUGAGGAGCCAUGAGCUGCGGCGGGCCGCGAUGCUCCCGGCCCCUGCCCUCCUGCUCCCGUCGGGGAGCGGCUGGCCCCGCUGCUGGCCCGGCGCGGGGUGGAACGCCUCUGCGGAGCGGUGGCAGGACGACCGCGCCGAGCGGGACUUCUGCUGCGCCCUCCCGCCAGCCACCGCGGCGGCAUGGACGGCGGACCACGCGCGCUGCUUCCCCGAGGGGAGGCAGCGCAAGGUCAACCUGUGCUGCGGGGCGGGGCAGGGCUACGUCUUCGACGGCCCCGACUGCUGGCCGGCCGAGUUCUCCCCGCUGCAGCGCGAGGGCGGGAAGUCCUGCUGCCGCUGGGCCAAGGCGGGCGGGCGCGACGCGACCGGCGCCCCACCAGGUUGCUUCGACGACUUCCGCACCCCCUCCCUCUGCUGCCGGCAGACCAUGUCGGUCGGCCCCUCGGAGGACUCGCGGUGCCCGUGGCGGCGCACGGAGCGUUGGGCGGACCGGGUGCUGAGCGAGCCCUCGAGGGCGGCCCCGUUCGUCCUGCUGCGGGACCAGAAGGUCGGAGGGCAGACCCUCAUGCUGUGGCUGCAGGCGGCGCUGCUCCGCUUGGGGAAGAUAAGCGCCUCCCAGGUGUGGCCCCCCAUCCACGGCGUGCCCUUCUUCCUCAAGAAGUACGCGGACGACCGCGGAUCGCUGGAGGUCGUUUCGGGCAUCUACGACUGGCGCGUGCUGGUGGACGGCAUCCACUGCGAGCAGCGGGACAAGGUGCACGGGCUGCUGCUGCUCCGGCACCCAGUCGAUCGGUUCUUGUCCUUCUACCGAGAGCGAAGCAACCGGGCGUGGGAGCGCCGCCUGGGGCGCGAGAUGCGGCACUGGACGGUGGCAGAGCUGAGGGCGUAUCUGCGUUCCGCGAGCCAGCGCGAGUUCGACGGGAACGAGCCGGGGGUCUUCUGCGACGAUUUCCUGGGCGGAUGCCUUACCGCCUCCACCGCCAUGCGCCCGCUGCGGGCGGCCAGGCGCAACUGGAGCUGGAGGAGGGAGUCGAAGUACUUCCGGGCCUGUGGCGGCCCCUUCGACUCCCUCACCUGGCUGCUCGACCCCGAGCACGGCGAGGUCGAGACGGCCAUCGCGCGCAUGCGGCGCCUGGUGGUGGGGCUGCUGGUGGAGAGGUUCGACGAGUGGCGCGAGGUCGCGGCGUUCUUCUUCCCCUGGCUCCACGAGCCGCGGUCUGGGGACGGCCCGCUGGCCGUCCAGAGCACGCACGAGGGCCCCCGCCAGGCGCGGGUGCGGCGCCGCUACGAGCUCGCGCCCGCCCUCCGCGAGGAGCUCGCGCGCUGGAACGCGAGGGACAUGGCCGUGUACGCGGCGGGCACCCGGCCACGGGCCCGGUUCGACGAGCAGCUCGCCUUCGCCCGGCAGCGCCGGGGCGCCGCGGCAGCGCGGCCGGCGGAGGACCGCUGGCCCUCGGCUGGGGCGCUCGAGGGCGCGUGGCAGCGGGCGUUCCGCCGCGAGAGGCCGAAGCACGCCAUGUGGGCGGACAUCAGGACCUGAGGGCGAGGAGAAUGGAUCGGUGUUUCUCAGAGCGUGAAUUAUACCUACCCCGCGUUCGCUUCCAGGCAAAACCAAGUCAUACCACGCGCCUCCUCGUCAAGCGGCCUGACCAGCGCAGGCCGUAGUGUGGCGCCGCUUGGUACCUCGUGGGAGCGAGGGCAGUCAAUAGCGAGGCAGGUCUGUUUGCGCCCCAGUUUCUGCUGGGGUUGAUGGCGGG
This is a messenger RNA of Prorocentrum cordatum, 2407 nucleotides long. The record is from the annotation of a GenBank genome assembly. NCBI's taxonomy places the organism in Eukaryota, Dinophyceae, Prorocentrales, Prorocentraceae.